AGCGUGCAGAACUCAAGGAAACAGGCGAGGCAGGGCAGCAUUGUUUUUCAUCUAAUUUUGAGAUAAGUGCUGUUUUUAUACACGUACCUAAGGAAUGUGGUUAAUGCAAUGUUGACCUUCUGAAGAUGACAGCGGGCAAACCUCUCUCAAGUGCUGAAAUGACAAGAAUGUGCUUCAUCUUCCUGCUGAUGAGUAAUGCCGUUUCAGUCUCCACACAGUUUAAUGGGUACAACUGUGAUGCCAACUACCACAGCAGGUUUCCAGGUGAGCGGGACAUCAGCGUGUACUGCGGGGUUCAGACCAUCACCUUGAAGAUCAACUUCUGCCCCGUGCUCUACUCCGGCUACACCAACGCAGAUUUGGCCCUCAACGGUCACCACAGUGAUGCCCAAUGCCGUGGCUUCAUCAACAACAACACCUUCCCCACAGUGAUCCUGUUCAGCAUCAGUCUCAGCACUCUGGAGGCCUGCGGAAACAGCCUGGUGGUCAGCACAGCCUACGGGGCCAAUGCCUAUGGGAACAUGUCUCUGGUACAAAUUGGGAAUGUCUCCGGCUAUAUCGACACCCCUGACCCACCGACAAUAAUCAGCUACCUGCCCGGUUUGUUGUAUAAAUUCAGCUGCAGCUACCCACUGGAGUACCUGGUCAAUAACUCACAGCUGGCAUCCUCCUCUGCUGCUGUUACUAUAAAGGACAGCAAUGGAACAUUUGUGAGCACGUUGAAUAUGAUCCUGUACAAUGAUUCAACAUAUAAUCAACCUCUCUCUAUUCCGAUGGCUGGACUGGCUCUCAAAACCAGAGUAUUUGCAGCUGUAAAAGCCACAAACUUAGACAAACGGUGGAACAUCUUGAUGGACUAUUGUUACACAACCCCCUCAGGGAAUCCUAAUGAUGAACUCCGCUAUGACCUUUUCUUCGGCUGCUACAAAGACUCGCAGACGACAGUUUUCGAGAAUGGGAAGAGUCAGAUGGGACGUUUUUCGUUUGAGGUUUUCCGUUUUGUUAAACACAGACACCAAAAGAUGUCAACUGUGUUUUUGCACUGCGUCACGAAGCUUUGCAGGCCAGAUGACUGUAUCAUGCUCAUGCCAAUUUGUGGGCGACGGCGUAGGCGGGGUGGAGAGGAGAGCCUUGACUCCCCACCUGCAGCAUCUGGGAAAGCUGUCAUCACCGCUGGCCCAAUCAUCACCAGGAGUGAUGAAACUCGUGUCAACAACUCCCAACUUGGUAAGCCUGGUAACCCCUCCAAGCAUAUGAACCCGGUGACCAGCGCUCUGAUCUCAGGCGUGGUCAUCCUGGGCGGGAUCAGUGUGUGUCUCUUCCUGCUGUCAGUCCACCUCCUGCAGAAAUCCCGCCUCCCAACAUCCACAGCCUCAGGUGUUUGGAACCCCAGCUUUAAAUGAAUAAACAUGUAUACUGUAUAUAACAUCUUGAUACUGACAAUGUGUGCUGAUACACAUGUUGGGAACACAGACUUAAACAAAUGGAUAAUGUACAUGUGUGCUUUCCUUUGUAUACGCAUUAUUAAAUGUGCAUAUUGUAUUGUUUCA
Molecule: messenger RNA, 1550 nt
Organism: Micropterus salmoides (largemouth bass)
Lineage: Eukaryota; Metazoa; Chordata; Actinopteri; Centrarchiformes; Centrarchidae
Product: zona pellucida-like domain-containing protein 1
Exons: 10
Coding region: 126-1403 (425 amino acids)
Cellular component (GO): cell surface
Source: RefSeq, a predicted model, not a curated record